AUAGUAGAUAAGAGAUAAAAGAGUAAUAAACACUGUAGAAGCUGUGCUCAUUGUUUACCCUCGACCUUCAACAUGGGCAACAGCUUCUCUUACAUGUUACCUCAACGUUUUUCCUACUAACUCACUACGACGACAAUGGGGAAGAAUAGAAAAGAAUACCAUGUAGAUGAAAUGGAGUCAUAUGGCUACAGCAGCAACACAAUGGACAGUUCCUCAAGUAGCAGCAGCAGUGAUUCUGGGUCCAGUGACAGUGAAAACAGUAAUAGCAGUGAAAGGGAGAGAAAAAAGAAACAUGUGAAAAAGAAAAGCUCCAAACUAAAGAAAGAGAAAAGAAUCAAAAGAAAUACAAGCGCUGGGAGUGAAGAGGAGGAGGAAGCAGAGUAUGAUGAACGAGAACGGCGGAAGAGGGCGAAACAUUCUAAGCACAAGAGUGAAGCUGAUGACAGAUACAUGGAUGAGUAUGAAACGAGAGAGGAACGAAAGCACCGAAGUAGUCGGAAACAUAAGCAUCAUCACCGCAAGCACAAACACAAGCAUCGACACCACCGACGCCAUCGUAGUGAAGAACAGCAAGAGAGAAGAAGAGAAGGGUCAAGAGAUAGAAGUGAAACGAGAAGAGGAAGAGAUGGGGAAGAGAGAAAGUAUAAAGACAGGCUUGAGUAUGAGAAACCAGAUAGAGAAAGAAGAAUGGACAGAGAGACUGACAGAAGAGAUAGAAGAGAAGAAAAGAAACAUAAAGAAAGAUAUGAAAGCAGGCAAGUCAAAAGCAAGUGGGAUGAAGAGGAGGACACUCAGUAUGAUCCGAACAAGCGCAUCAAAAUAGAAUCGGAUGAGGAUGAAGAUGAAGAUGAUGGUAGGGGUCAAACUAAUCAAAGAUCAGAGGAUGAUCGAAGGCGACACAAAACAAGAAAAGAUGAUGAAAGGGGAAGGCAGGAAGUUGACAGCGAACAGACAUCUGAGAAUGGCCGGCCUGAUUGGGAGAGAGUAAAUAAUAUAAAACAAGACAAUUCAGGAGCAGAGGAAGAUCGGCAAAAGCCCAACUUGGGACUCUCUGGAAAGCUGACCGAAGAUGCCAACACAUUCAAUGGUGUUGUUAUAAAAUACUCACAACCACCUGAGGCCAGGAAACCUAAACGGCGGUGGAGAUGGUAUAUUUUUAAAGGUGAGGAAGAUCUUCCAUUCCUCCCACUUCACCGUCAGAGUGCAUACCUCAUUGGCCGAGACCGCAAGGUGGCAGACAUUCCAACAGAUCACCCGUCCUGCUCUAAGCAACAUGCCGUCCUGCAAUACCGACUUGUCUCAUAUAACCGAGAAGAUGGAACCAAAGGUCGAACAGUGAAGCCAUAUAUUCUGGACCUUGAAUCAGCCAACGGGACUUAUGUCAACAACCGCAGGAUUGAUCCUCGCCGAUUUGUAGAGUUGCUGGAGAAAGAUGUUGUAAAAUUUGGUUAUAGCUCAAGGGAAUACAUCCUGCUGCAUGAAGGAUCAAAGGGUGAUGAUGAAAAUGCUCCAGAUACGGGUGUAGACCUGAGUCCUGUCUCUCUCCUCAGGAGUAAAUAGAAUGAGCCCUAAAAAUCCUGCAUAUAGUUCAAUCCUCUUGAGUUUGUGAGACAAGUUAAUACUGAAAGCACAUGUUGAUAAAUUUCAUACAUAAAUUCCUUCAGUAUAUUUUGCCUAUCCUGUCAGUGUCAUGAAAAUAUGCUUGAAACACUCCUCAUUCUUUAAAUUAUUUGAUUUUUAAGGAGUACCGGUACCAGCUAUUAUGUGAGUAAUUAUAUCAUAGAAUUACAUAGGCUUUGGAACCUAAGGGGAGUGCCAGGGGCACUUGCCCCUGCAAUAUGUAGAAAAAAAUAAUUUUAUUCAUUCAGUGCCCCCUUCUCUCACCAAGAGCUCAGCACCUUAAGACACUUGCCUCCCCCCAGUGACAAAUAUGUUCCUAUGCCUACAAAUUAUGCAGGACACAAAAUGAGCAUCUCAUUUGUGCAGGACAUCAUCAUUGAAUUAUUACAGUUUAUGAAAGAAGCUUGUGUAGUUGCAUGUUCAUUUAAAGAAUAUAUAUUUAUAAGCUACAA
Messenger RNA from Homarus americanus (American lobster), 2072 nucleotides. Its product is annotated as smad nuclear-interacting protein 1-like. Gene Ontology annotation, cellular component: nucleus. The record is from RefSeq and is a predicted model, not a curated record. Gene Ontology annotation, biological process: miRNA processing. The transcript is spliced from 6 exons. Gene Ontology annotation, molecular function: mRNA binding; protein binding. The coding region runs from base 136 to 1560 and encodes 474 amino acids. NCBI's taxonomy places the organism in Eukaryota, Metazoa, Arthropoda, Malacostraca, Decapoda, Nephropidae.